AUGUUUGCGGUAAAGUGGAUGCAAAGGAGCAAAAAAGGCUCUGUUUCCAAGCCGGGUGAUGCGGAACUACGGAUUAAUAGUGAUUUUAUUCGCCCCAAUAACCCAGUUUGCACGCCUACACUGAAAUCUUUCGACUCAGCCAUUUUGAAAGAAAUAAUAAGUGAAAUUGAUGCAAAUUACUUCUCUUUGGGUAUUAAUUGUAGUGAGUAUGAAAUACAGCAUAAUCUUGCUCAUAAUUACCGUGAUCAGAAGGCAAUAAUGGAUCGGGUCGAAGUGCUGGAGAGGCAAAACGAUGCGGUCUGCCGUCAGUUAUCAAGUUUAAUUCUGGAGAAGCAGCCUCAAUAUCAAAGAGAAUUGAAAAACGUCAUUCUUCUACAAGAAGUAAAUUGUGCUGCAUAUGAAGAGUGCAUCGAGACACGAAGAUCUUUGGAAUCCGUCCUGAAGAGUGUCGUUGAACCUCGAGCUAUCGUGAUCCGUAAUUAUAGGCGGCGUCUUCGACUGAAGCGUGUGUUGGAAACACUCACACGUAUUCAGGCGCUGCAGAAUAGUGUUAUCACUCUAAACAAAUUGAUUCAGGAGCAUAAGUUUUGCGAGGCAAUUUCAUUGCAUCGAAAGAGCUGUCAAACAACGGAGGAUUUCAAACCCUAUACCUGUGUUGAUUUGUUGCAACAGUCCCUGCGUGCUGUCAAUCACAAAAUUGACGACGCUCUUGACGAAAUUCUUGCUGAAAGCUGCGAAAACUUUGAUCCAUGUCAGUAUGAAGCUCUUCAAAAGGCGUUUGAACGUUUGGGAAGCACGAUGACGACGAUGGCUCAACUACAGCUUCACUACACAACGAAAAUACAUGAAAGGGCUGCGGUUGUUCUAACCAGAUUUUGUGGAGCAAAUUCUACGGAGGACGCCAAAUAUGUCGCAGAAUAUGAGAAACUGUGUGCUACCCUUCCAGCCACGACAUUGGUACCAGCGCUCUCUGGUCUCUGCAAAUCUCUUUGGACCAUCAUAGUUUGCUAUCACCGCACCGCAUUGUGGCACGAAAACGCGUCUCACCGCAAUCAGAAUGGCGACCAGGAUGCUGAAAUCGACGAUGAAGGAGAAGAAGUUAUCCACGCACCCGAAUUAGUCUGUCAGUGGCAUGGUUAUGUGGCCUCCAAGUUGGGACUGAAUCGGGGUCGCGUGUGGAUGGAUUUGGUGUCCCGAGUUAGACCCCUGCUCAGCAGCAUAGCCACCAACUCGAAACAACUCACAUUCGAGGAGAUUGUAGCCACAUUAAACAUUGUAAACAGGUGUGUUGUUCGAUGA
Hydatigera taeniaeformis is the source of this 1299-nucleotide messenger RNA. Lineage: Eukaryota; Metazoa; Platyhelminthes; Cestoda; Cyclophyllidea; Taeniidae. The record is from the annotation of a GenBank genome assembly.